AUAUAGUAUGCACCUGCCUUGAAUUACUGCCGGGUCAAACUCGCUUCCCAAAAUAAUUAGCGCAUGCUUAGUAUUACCGCCUGGUCAAACUCGUGACGUCACGAGUGACACUUCCCCUGUCAUCAUUUUCAAAAUGGAGGAGGCUGAUUUCAAUCACAUAAAGGGAAGAAGAUUAAGAGCUAUUCAGUAGGAUUUAAAGUCCAAGCUACAUCACACUCAAAUUCUUACUUCAUACCUUUGUUCCCACGUUCAGCACAAUGACUGGACAAUAGUCUUCAUAUCAUCCCAGCAUGGCCAGUGUGGAGGAGUCUCAAACGGAAGGAGAAGGCAGCCCCCAGAUCAUCUCCCUCAGGUCGGAAGCGUCCGCCAACCACGAUGGAGACUUGGGGCCGUCCGUGCGGAGGAAGAGGAGGAAGAAGAGAGCGCAGCGUCCCGAGUCCAUCAUCAUCUAUCGCUCGGACGUGGAGCGGGAGCCCGAGGAGGACCAAGGGGGUGAUGAGGGAGGAGUGGAUAGAAGCUUGGAGGAAGGAGAUAAGUUCCUCUGUACACCCACACACGAAGGUGGAGGCUGGAGCCUUCCCCCAGACAGCCGCUACGUGACGCUGACAGGCACCAUCACGAGAGGCAAGAAGAAGGGUCAGGUGGUGGACAUCCACGUCACCAUGACUGACAAGGAGCUUCGAGAGCUGGCGAAGUCAAAAGAGCGGCUGGACGCCGAGUGCGAGGCCGGGGACGGCUCCAAGCGUGCCUGCAGGUUGGGCGUAUGUCAGGGACCCCACGUUGUCCUGUGGAGCAUCUCCUGCGCCCCCGUGGUCUUCCUCCUCUCCUUCAUCACCUCCUUCUACUACGGCACCCUGACCUGGUACAAUGUCUUCCUGGUCUACAACGAGGAGCGGACAUUCUGGCACAAGAUCACAAUCUGCCCCUUCCUCAUCAUCUUCUACCCGGUGCUCAUCAUGCCCAUGGCGUUGUCUCUGGCGCUCUACGCCGCUGUAGCUCAGGUGUCAUGGGCCCUCAGCGGGUGGUGGCAGGUCGUGAGGGACCUGGAGAAGGGCUUCUGCGGCUGGGCCUGCGCUAAGAUGGGUCUGGAGGACUGCUCCCCCUACAGCAUCAUAGAGCUUCUGGACUCCGACACCAUCUCUGGUACCAUGCAGAGCAAAGCCCCCAGUGAACACGCCCAGACGUCCUCAGUGUAAUGUAGGACGAAACACGGGUCACGUUGCACGCUUUGGUGAUACACAGGAUUACACACAGUACUGUGCAAAAGUCUCGGACCACCUUGGCAUUUGUUUUUCUACAAACCCCGUUUCCAUAUGAGUUGGGAAAUUGUGUUAGAUGUAAAUAUAAACGGAAUACAAGGAUUUGCAAAUCAUUUUCAACCCAUAUUCAGUUGAAUAUGCUCCAAAGAGAAGAUAUUUGAUGUUCUAACUCAUAUAAACACUUUAAGUAACUUCGAGCUUCAUGGCUGCAACAUGUGCCAAAGUAGUUGGGAAAGGGCAUGUUCACCACUGUGUUACAUCACCUUUUCUUUUAACAACACUCAAUAAACGUUUGGGAACUGAGGAAACUAAUUGUUGAAGCUUUGAUAGUGGAAUUCUUUCCCAUUCUUGUUUUAUGUAGAUCUUCAGUCGUUCAACAGUCUCCGCUGUCAUAUUUUACGCUUCAUAAUGCGCCACACAUUUUGGAUGGGAGACAGGUCUGGACUGCAGCCAGGCCAGGAAAGUACCCACACUCUUUUUUUUACGAAGCCACGCUGUUGUAACACGUGAUGAAUGUGGCUUGGCAUUGUCUUGCUGAAAUAAGCAGGGGGCGUCCAAAAAAAAGACGGCGCUUAGAUGGCAGCAUAUGUUGUUCCAAAACCUGUAUGUACCUUUCAGCAUUAAUGGUGCCUUCACAAAUGUGUAAGUUACCCAUGCCUUGGGCACUAAUGCACCCCCAUACCAUCACAGAUGCUGGCUUUUGAACUUUGCGUCAAUAACAGUCUGGAUGGUUCGCUUCCCCUUUGGUCCGGAUGACACAAUGUUGAAUAUUUCCAAAAAACAUUUGAAAUGUUGACUUGUCAGACCACUUGUAUCAGUCCAUCUUAGAUGAUCUCGGGCCCAGAGAAGCUGGCGGCGUUUCUGGAUGUUGUUGAUAAAUAGAUUUCGCUUUGCAAAGUAGAGCUUUAACUUGCACUUACAGAUGUAGCGACAAACUGUAUUUAGUGACUGUUUUUUUUAAGUGUUCCUGAGCCCAUGUGGUGAUAUCCUUUAGAGAUUGAUGUCGGUUUUUGUUACAGUGCCAUCUGAGGGAUCGAAGGUCACGGUCAUUCAAUGUUGGUUUCCGGCCAUGCCGCUUACGUGGAGUGAUUUCUCCAGAUUCUCUGAACCUUUUGAUGAUAUUAUGGAGCGUAGAUGUUGAAAUCCCUAAAUUUCUUGCAAUUGCACUUUGAGAAAGGUUGUUCUUAAACUGUUUUACUAUUUGCUCACACAGUUGUGGACAAAGGGGUGUACCUCGCCCCAUCCUUUCUUGUCAAAGACUGAGCAUUUUUUGGGAAGCUGCUUUUAUACCCAAUCAUGACACCCACCUGUUCCCAAUUAGCCUGCACACCUGUGGGAUGUUACAAAUAAGUGUUUGAUGAGCAUUCCUCAACUUUAUCAGUAUUUAUUGCCACCUUCCCCAACUUCUUUGUCAUAUGUUGUCUUUGUAGCAUAUUCAACUGAAUAUGGGUUGAAAAGGAUUUGCAAAUCAUUGUAUUCUGUUUAUAUUUACAUCUAACACAAUUUCCCAACUCGUAUGGAAACAGGGUUUGUACGUGACUAUUUAUUCAUAUUCAAUCAUUACCUAUAAAUUAUUUGAGGGUUGACUUUUAUACAGUAUUGUAACACACGUUUACUUAAUAUACAUCAUCAUUGUCUUAAUAUGAUCACUUUUCUCUACAUUAUCAUCAAAGCCGGUCUACAGAAUUUAUGUUUAGUGCUCACCUAAAAUGUUCUUUAUCACCUUAAAACCUUUCAUUCUCUACUAUUUCAUUUACUCCUGGAGGGUUUUGUGCCGUAAUUCAACGCCACGUCGUCCAAAUAACAAAAUAUGUCUUCAAAUUGAACUUUCGGAACAAACACUAUAUUGCCAAAAAGUGUAAUGAGGAGAAUCAGGUGUCCUAAUCACUUGGCUCGGCCACAGGUGUAUAAAAUCAAGCACUUAGACUUGCAGACUGUUUCUACAAACAUUUGUGAAAGAAUGGGCCGCUUUUACUGAUUUCCAGGGUGGAACUGGAAAUAUUCCAAAGUCAACUGUCGGCUUUUUACAACAAAAUGGAAGAGUUUGGGAACAACAGCAACUCAACCACAAAGUGGUUGGAGUGUGAAAUUUAGUGGAGGAAUUAUGGUGUGGGGUUGUUUUUCAGGAGUUGGGCUUGGCCCCUUUGUUCCAGUGAAAGGAACUUUUGAAUGCUCCAGGAUACCAAAAACAUUUUGGACAAUACCAUGCUCCCAACCUUGUGGCAACAGUUUGGAGCGGGCCCCUUCCUCUUCCAACAUGAUUGUGCACCAGUGCACAAAGCAAGGUCCAUAAAGACAUGGAUGACAGAGUCUGGUGCGGAUGAACUUGACUGGCCUGCACAGAGUCCUGACCUGAACCCGAUAGAACACCUUUGGGAUGAAUUAGAACGGAGACUGAGAGCCAGGCCUUCUCGACCAACAUCAGUGUGUGACCUCAUUAAUGCGCUUUUGGAAAAAUGGUCGAAAAUCCCUAUAAACACACUCCGCAGCCUUGUGGACAGCCUUCCCAGAAGAGUUGAAGCUGUAAUAGCUGGAAAAGGUGGGCAGGUGGCCAAAUACUUUUGGCAAUAUAGCGUAUGUUUAUCUUAUUUGUCAGUGUGGGUGAGGAACUUUGUUACCUUCGCCCUAUAUUUUUAUCUUUAAUGUUUGUCGUAUUUAUUGUACUAUUUAAUUGAAGAAAUGUAAAGAUUUUCUUGAUCUUUAAUUGUACGUUAAUAUAAAUCAGAAUAUGUCAAAAGUUGACUAAAAUAUAUUUGGCGAAAGUACACUCUAAAUAUUACCAAAUAUUGUAGAAAAUGUUUUUCAGACCUUCAAGUUGGAAGUUGUUGUAUUCCAUUCUUUAAGUUUUUUUUUUUUAAAUAAAAAAGACUUAUUUGUGGCAGCA
Molecule: messenger RNA, 4143 nt
Organism: Nerophis ophidion (straightnose pipefish)
Lineage: Eukaryota; Metazoa; Chordata; Actinopteri; Syngnathiformes; Syngnathidae
Gene: tmem169b
Product: transmembrane protein 169b
Exons: 3
Coding region: 291-1196 (301 amino acids)
Source: RefSeq, a predicted model, not a curated record